Messenger RNA from Limulus polyphemus (Atlantic horseshoe crab), 4735 nucleotides. RefSeq names its product homeobox protein prospero-like. The record is from RefSeq and is a predicted model, not a curated record. Bases 294 to 2432 code for a protein of 712 amino acids. Gene Ontology annotation, molecular function: DNA-binding transcription factor activity, RNA polymerase II-specific; RNA polymerase II cis-regulatory region sequence-specific DNA binding. The transcript has 5 exons. Gene Ontology annotation, cellular component: nucleus. Gene Ontology annotation, biological process: regulation of transcription by RNA polymerase II. Lineage: Eukaryota; Metazoa; Arthropoda; Merostomata; Xiphosura; Limulidae.
ACUUUGAACUGCGAUAACUAAGUGAAACAGGUACCAGACCACAUGAUACAGGAAACACACCUGGCAGUCUACUUCAUAAGUAAAUGGAAUGAUUGAAAGUGCAAGUGGUGAUCCACCAAAGCCGCAAAGAAACCUCGUGCUGGAAGUAAGACUAUGUACAGAACUCCUGAGCCCAACCAGCCGUAGUUCUGAGUCAGCCCCUGACACACUGUGUACUCGUUAUACUUUGGUGCUUGUGCAUAGUUCCCCCUCCUCCCUUUGAAGCCGUCCAAUCAUAGGCUUUAAUCUGUCUUAUGAUGUCAUUAGAGGAAGACUCUGAAAUGGGGUCUUUAAAGGCUAAGACCAAGCGCUCUCGCCACAGAGUUGACGCUGGUGAGCCACGAAACAACUACGCAGCGAUCCCCAAUUUCAGCUGCCGCCAGAGUCCGACGUAUCAGAAUGGGUAUAGCAUGUCGUCACCGACUCUAACUGUCGGAGAUUGUGACAACAUGGUGGUGAUUAACGCGUCCAUCCAACAUUCUAAUGAUGUGAACACUGGAUCAGCAAUGGCCGUAGUGUCCAACCUAGAAAUUCAGUCCAAACCUAGUAAACGUCUUGAGAGUUCAACCAGUAAUGAUAGUUUUGCUGUUGGUACAGCGACCGAAACUACAGAGUUACUCAGGGGAAUACUUGAGAAUGGGAAACCGGAGUUAGUAAACGGUGAGAACAACACGUCUGAGUCCAAACGGGCGCGAGUUGAACACAUCGUGUCAGGUAUGCUCCAAGGCCCAAGUAACGCAAGGCAAAUCGUUAAUGGAUGCAAAAAGCGAAAGUUGUACCAGCCUCAGCAACACGGCAAUGAUCUGGAUGAGGAAGAAGAUGAAGACUUAGAUGAAGAGAACGAUUCUCCUACUAAAGUGAGACGCCAGGAAGAAGUAAGCUUGAAAGUCCAGAUUCGCAAGAUGCAACAACAGUUGGCAGUGAUGCAGGAGCUUAUUACCGGCAAAGCCGAAGUCGUUCCUCCUUGUGGUUUACCCGAGAUUUACCGUGGCUCUUCUGGUCUUAAAGAGAACGUGAAUCCGGUCCAGAGUCAGGAGCUGGAUACGAGAAGUAGACAAUCAUGUAUCGUCAAGUCCAGUAGCCAGGUGUCUCUUGCCGAUGUUGAUGGACUGGUGGAGGCGCUCAAAACAGAGAUUGCUGCUAAUAUUCCUCAGAUCAUAGACUCCUUUGUCUCAAAAUACAAGCAGGGUCAUGGACCACAUAAACUUGUCGAUAUUGAGCCUUCCAAAGAUAUUAGUCUUCUCUCGCACAUGCUCGAUAGAAAAUCCCCCCGCACCAAGAUCGUCGAUCGAGGGAUUAAAAUAAACGGUCAGACGCCACUUACCUCACGUAGUAGUCCUUACCCGACUGACCUUAGUCCUCGCACUUAUACUUUUUACCCCCCUGUGUACAAAUCUCCAUCGUUUAGCUCAACUCCUCCUUCACAACAUAGCCCAGAAGGCAUGACUCACUGCUAUCUUCCACCACCUUCUACUUCAGUAGGAUAUGAAGGGACAGGUCAUGCUGAAGGAAAUGAACAAACAGAGCCAAUGCCUUUAGUUGUCACUCCUAAGAAGAAACGACACAAGGUGACGGACACCCGCUUGAUCCCUCGGCUGGGAUAUUCAACAAGCAGUAACGGGAUAGACCAAACCUUCAGCCAGCAGCCCCCACCACUAGUACCAGUUUCCCUGCCUACUUCGGUAGCUGUCCUCAACCCAAGUCUCCAUCAUUCUCAACUACUUUACGAGCAGGCCCGUUUCACGCAAUACCUCACCGACUCUCAAAGCGACGAUUCGUCCUUCCGCACUUCCACAGCCGUCCACCCAUCGUUGGAAGAAUCUGGAAGUUCCCCUGACGUUUCGCGUCAGCAGGAUAAUGGCAUGGGGUCAGAAUGCAGCGAUAACCAGAGUUUAGAUUCUGGACUGGCCAUAACCAGCACCCUGACUCCCAUGCACUUGAGAAAAGCCAAAUUGAUGUUUUUCUUCGUCCGCUAUCCCAGCUCCGCCAUCAUUAAAAUUUAUUUCCCGGACAUUCGUUUCAACAAGAAUAACACAGCCCAGCUGGUCAAGUGGUUCUCUAAUUUUCGGGAGUUCUUCUACAUCCAAGUUGAAAAAUACGCCAGACAAGCUAUCGGAGAGAAUAUUAAAGCUCCAGAAGACUUGAAAAUCACAUCUAAUUCUGAGAUCAUGAGGAUUCUGAACCUUCACUACAACCGAAACAACCACAUUGAGGUCCCAGAACACUUCCGUCAAGUGGUGGAACAGACUCUUCAGGAGUUCUUCAGAGCCAUUUUGUCGGGAAAGGACCAGGAACAGUCUUGGAAAAAAGCCAUCUACAAGGUAAUAGCUCGAUUGGACGAUACUGUUCCGGACUAUUUUAAAUCACCAAAUUUCCUGGAACAAUUGGAGUGAAAAUGCUUUUCCUAUAGACUGUGUUAUUACACUUCAGAACCUGUUUGACGUCAAAUUGUGGCGAUUUGGCCAAACAUACUCAUCAACAAUACAUAUCUUUACUAAAACCGAUAUCACGUGAUGAACUUCAGCUUGGAAAGAAGUCAUAUUUGCGUAUGAUCGCAGGGAGGUGUUACUGACCUUUUAUCUUAUUUCAUUUUUUGUGGUACACACUAAACACUGAUAUUAGUUUAAAGUUAACAUAUAGAUUCAUCUUGAAAGACUUUUAUGCGAUAUAAAGUGGAUAAAGUUUGUCUUUGUGUAAAACUUAAGAUUUUACACAAUAAAUAUGGACUCGUGCCUUGGAACAGUAUCUCGGCAUUCAUUGAAAAAAAUCAUUAUACUUAGCAGAUGUGUUUCCAUGAGAGGGCAAGGUUUUUUACGAUUUGAAAGUUCAAUACGAAAGUGUUUUUGUUUCUGGCAAAAUAUUAGAUAAACAACUGUUUUUGAAGUGUAACAAAACGUUCUCGUAAGUAUCAUCAGCUGUGAUUGUCGGUCGCAUUAACCCAUAUACUGUCGUCCUAUUGGUUGUUAACCGUAUUAAUAAUUUGAGUGUCUUUUAGAGGCCAUGAUGAGUGCCCUAGUCACAAUCAUGUUAAUCACUACCGACAUCAGUAAGGAUAUGUGUCCUUCACCCACGUGUCGUCUAACCGUAAAUGUGUGUGCCUAAGUUUUAUUUAUUUUUGCAAAAUUAUAUGAUACUAUGCUAAGUACAGAAGUUAAGUAGAAAGUAAAAAAGAUGAAAUGUUUAAAAAGUAUAAGUUUUGUAUUUUAUAAAAUGGAGGAUAAACGUUUGUCCCAUAUUUCGACAUAUAUAUUUUCUUAUGAACCCGUAUAAUCAAUCAUAUCAGAGAUAUCCUUCAAUGUUAAGAUGGUUUAUGUAUAUUACAGUUUUCCAGGUCGUGUGUAAAUUAUUAAUGUGAUAACAUCUAACAUUCCUUUUUGAACAUUUAUCAACAGAGUAUAGCGUAAUUAAAUGAUACAAUGUGUCGUUCACAUAUUUCAUUAUUUUAAUAAAACAUAUCUUGUCUGCAACUAGUCACAUCCAAUAUAUCCUAAAAUACCUUUGUGGUUAGUUGUGUUAUCAAGCAUUGUCUUAAUGACAAUUUAUUACUCAGGAUAGUUGUGAGGUUUUAAUUCUUCUCUAAGCCUAAAAGAACAAAUACUUUUUACGAUUGUAUAUAUUAGAAGUUAAGUUAACGAUAUGACAGUUGUCAUUACCAUUUCAACACGAAUAUCACUGGCUUUACCAAUAGAGCAGGUUAAAUUAUGGUUUGAACAGAAAUUAUGGUUUUAGCAGAAUUGAAUGUAGAUUAUAACUUUAACAACAUAGCUGUUUAUCUAAUGGUUUAGCAAUAUGGCUUGUUAGUACGAAUUCAACAUUAUCAUGGAUUAGUGUGGUAAAUAACGUCUUAUGUCGGUGGUUUCUAAAUAAUAACAUCACAAAUAAACUGACUUAAAAUAUUAUAUCUGUCUUAUUGAGAUAUCAUAUCAUACAAACCACUAAUCAGUGUGAUGGAUUAUUUAACGGUUUUAACAUGACGACGGAUUAAACGAUAACUUUAACGUCAUGGCAGAUAAGAUGGCCAUCAACAGAAACAGGAUACUAAUCUUAGAUUUUAGCAAAACAAGUGAAUAAUAAAUUUAGCAAUUUUACACUGCAAUAGGUAGAAUAAUGGAUUCAGAUUAUUGUCUGAUAGCAUUGUGUGUGAAAAUAGAAUGGCAGUUUUAGCUGAAAUUUCAGAUGUACUAAAUCUCAUCAGAAAUAUAAUUUUCUCAACGCUUUAGCUGCUGUGGUUGAGAGGACAUUGUAUUUUACGGCUGUUUCGUGCAUGUAGAGACCCAUCCGUUAGUUGAUCAUUUAGUCAUUAGUAGGCCUAGUCAUGACUUUAAAGCAGUGACGGGACCAUAAAGAAUAUUUUAUCAUAAGGUAUUUGUUUACAUACAUAAAUUUUGCAACACUAUUUCGUAAAAUGCUCUAUCAAAAUUAUAAAUAGAACUAUGGAUAUGUCCGUUUUUCAUCCAGUUUAUAUAUAUAUAUAUACACACACACUUAUAUAUCGUGCAUUUAUGUACUUCAAAUCGGCGACGAUUGAAGUUAUGAUGCAAUGUUCUCUGCUGUAGCUUCGCCGUGCAAAGAUUUUGAGAACACUUACCUUCAACAAAUCAACCUCAAUACUCUUCAACACUGUUGUUUGCUAUGUUGCUAUAGCAACAGAAUCACCAUAUCAUUUUGUGACAGUUCUACACAAUGUUUACGUCAA